AACCUAUCUUACAUAUUAAGAGGAGUAAACAGUAAAGUUGUCUUUGAAGAUCGUGUUGUAAGAGAAGCUAUAAAAUUCUGUCAAUAGAAAAGUAGAUAAAAUAAAAAGUUUUAAUGAAGACUGCUCCACAUCAAAGGCUAGUUAUGGUUGGAGAUCGCGACGGGCUAAAAGAGUUGCUACGUCGUCGAUUAGUUGAAUGUGGAUGGAGAGAUCAAGUAAAAUUAAUCUGCAAGGAUUUAAUAAAAGAACACGGUCAUGAUAUUACCUAUGAUAAAUUGCUUUCAAUGGUUACAACUAAAGCAAGAACACUUGUUCCAGACUCUGUCAAAAAGGAACUCCUACAGAAAAUAAAAAAUCAACUGAUUGCUCAAGAAGAAAAAUUAAAAAUGUAACAAUAAGAAAUUCAUUAUUAUAUAAUUCCUUUCUUAACUCUUAUUUUGUAAAAAUCAUAGCAUUUACUGACAUUAUGUACAAAUACGAUCGCACCAUUUCAAUAUAUAUCAUGUAUUACUAUAUUACACUGUCAUACUAUGGUCAUACUACAGUAGCUGAUAAAUUUAUGCUAAGAUUAUAAAUAAAUUAUGUUUAUAUAUAAACUGAUAGAAGUGCCUUGAUUGUCUAACUAUAUAAAUAUAAAACUAUUUUGCCUUUAAUUACAUUUUACUAUUUACCUAAUUAUAUAUAAAAAAAAAAACGGUUGUUUCAAUUUAAGAAAGUAUACGAAAAAAUAAAUGUUGCUUGGAAACUGUCAACAGAGAUCAGUUCAAA
This is a messenger RNA of Bombus pascuorum, 768 nucleotides long. It is a transcript of the gene e(y)2, whose product is annotated as transcription and mRNA export factor ENY2. Gene Ontology annotation, biological process: regulation of transcription by RNA polymerase II; positive regulation of DNA-templated transcription; poly(A)+ mRNA export from nucleus. Lineage: Eukaryota; Metazoa; Arthropoda; Insecta; Hymenoptera; Apidae. Gene Ontology annotation, cellular component: SAGA complex; DUBm complex; nuclear pore. Gene Ontology annotation, molecular function: transcription coactivator activity; chromatin binding. The transcript is spliced from 2 exons. The record is from RefSeq and is a predicted model, not a curated record. Bases 114 to 392 code for a protein of 92 amino acids.